This is a messenger RNA of Cicer arietinum (chickpea), 1013 nucleotides long. Its product is annotated as dehydration-responsive element-binding protein 3. The record is from RefSeq and is a predicted model, not a curated record. Gene Ontology annotation, molecular function: DNA-binding transcription factor activity; DNA binding. Lineage: Eukaryota; Viridiplantae; Streptophyta; Magnoliopsida; Fabales; Fabaceae. Gene Ontology annotation, biological process: regulation of DNA-templated transcription.
AAGAUGAAGUGAACCUUUAUAAGUCUGAUUGGCAAGUGAGUGAAAAAGGGUCUAGACCCAUUAAAUUCUCUUUAUUACUUUCCCUUCCUAUAAUUCCCAAAGCAAACAAUAUGAGUAAUAACUCAAAAACUAAUGAGUGCAGCUCAAAUUCAGAACCACAAGCACAAAAGAUUAAACGCACCAAUAGCACCAGCCAUCCAGUUUACCGUGGGGUCCGCAUGCGAAACUGGGGGAAAUGGGUGUCCGAAAUUCGCGAGCCGAGGAAGAAAUCGCGAAUAUGGCUCGGCACAUUUUCCACGCCGGAAAUGGCGGCUAGAGCUCACGACGUAGCCGCUCUUAGCAUAAAAGGAAACGCCGCCAUUCUUAACUUCCCUGAGUUGGCUAACUCGCUACCUCGGCCGGCUUCGCUCGCUCCUCGCGAUGUUCAAGCCGCCGCAACCAAAGCCGCUCAUAUGGAAUUUCCCUCUUCCACAAAUUCUUAUGAAUUGAGUGAGAUCAUUGAACUUCCUCGGUUGGGAAACACUGGUGAUUUUGAAAAGGAGUUUGUCUUUAUAGAUUCCAUUGAUGCUUAUCAGCCUCCAUGCUUGCACACUAUGGAAGAUGUUUUUUGGAUGGGCUUUAUAUAAUAUUUUCUCUCAAAUCAAAUAUAAACAAAUAAGUAUUUUCAAAGUUCAUGUAUUUAAUCUAAAUAUGUUAACUUUUUAAAUACUAUUUUAUUUAUAUUACAAACUAUAGAUUUGAGAGGAGUUUCAUGUUUCUAUAUAUAACUCCUUCACUUAAUCCUUCAUCUGUUUAUUUGAAUGUCAUUAUGUGUGUAUUAAUGUUAUCUUCUCGAUCUUGUUUUGAAUAAACCUCUCUCUUUCUUAUUAUUUUCUUUUUUUUUCAAGAUUUGGCGCGUUUCUCCAGUCACUUGUUGUUUUUUCUGUUAUGAGUGACUGCAAGUGCUACACACUUGUGAAACUCAAUUAUUCUUAUUCUUCAUUCUGUAGUGAAUGAUGUUCUGCUGUGUCUAA